This is a messenger RNA of Leguminivora glycinivorella, 1194 nucleotides long. It is a transcript of the gene BmorPDSN, whose product is annotated as acyl-CoA Delta-9 desaturase-like. NCBI's taxonomy places the organism in Eukaryota, Metazoa, Arthropoda, Insecta, Lepidoptera, Tortricidae. Gene Ontology annotation, cellular component: endoplasmic reticulum membrane. The coding region runs from base 174 to 1136 and encodes 320 amino acids. The transcript is spliced from 7 exons. The record is from RefSeq and is a predicted model, not a curated record. Gene Ontology annotation, biological process: unsaturated fatty acid biosynthetic process. Gene Ontology annotation, molecular function: stearoyl-CoA 9-desaturase activity; iron ion binding.
UGACUGUUGUUAGUUACGAUCCGAGCGCGCGCCACACCGCAGCGCCCUUUCAAACGAAACUCGAUUAAACAAACUAUUAAACAAAACUUUCAAAUAAUAUCUGGUGCUCAUUCAAUAACGGAAAACGUGAAAGAGUUGUACUUUAUGCAUUGAGCGCUCACCCGGCGUGCAGAAUGGUGAGCAUCAGCGAAGCGCCGGCGCAGGACAAGAGCCGAGAGGCCGACUGGCCCUUCGUCCUCUUCUUCAUUCACAUCCAUCUGCUCUCGCUCUACGGGCUAUGGCUACUGCUCUUUGAAGUCAAACUGCUGACAAUUUUGUUCCUGAUCACACUAACAUCCUGCGCUAUCCUGGGUGUGACGACAGGGGCGCACCGGUUGUGGGCGCACCGCACGUACAAGGCCAACACCGGUCUGCGGAUCACGCUCAUGGUGUUCCAGACCCUGGCUGGGCAGGGUUCAAUAUACGACUGGGUGCAGAACCACCGGCUGCACCACAGUACAUUCGGCACGGACGCCGACCCGUACAACCACAACAAGGGCUUCCUGUACGCGCACGUGCUCACGCGCAUGCGCAAGCUCAGCGCGCACCAGGAGGCGCUCAGAGACGCCGUCGACAUGUCGGACCUGCAGGACGAUCCCGUCGUCAUGUUCCAGAAGAAGUUCUACUGGGUUCUAUACGGCGUGCUCUUCCUUCUUCUGCCCCUCAACGCUCCUCUUGAGUACUGGGAAGACUCCGUGCUGAGCUCCAUCUUUGUUAUUGGAUUCCUGCGCUACUUGAUCGUACUCCACGCUUCGUGGCUCAUCGAGAGCGCCAUCUGUGUGUGGGGACUCAAGCCUGGCGAGAAAUAUCCACAUGACUCGAAUUCUGUGUUUGUGCUGGCGAAAACGUUUUGGCCUCAAUACCACUACCUCAUCCCGAACGACUACAAAUCCGGCGAAUAUGGCACAUAUGAUUGCGGCUGCUCGACAGCCUUCAUCCGCGUUUGGGCAGCUUUAGGGCUAGCCACAGACCUGAACACCAUAGAACAGGCAACCAUGCAGCAGGCCCUAAAGGCAGCUGCCGACUCCAAGCGCCCGUUGAAGACUUGCAUCGCAGAGGCCGCCAAGCAUCAGACGCUUCAGAAGAUCACUUUUUGAGGAGGGGUUAGAAAUAAUAAGAUUAACAUAAUUUAUGAAUAAAUUAUAUUACAAUACA